UUAUCGGGAAAUUAAAACGAGGCUGUGUUCAUCUGAUUCCGCAAUGGCGUCGAAAAGUAGUUGGAGUUGUGGACAGGGUUUUAUUGAUUAGCUUUUAGAGGAUUGAUGAUGGAAGCCUCUCAAGAUGAAGUGGAUGGACAAAAUUUUGUCCAAAUUAAUGAAACAAAUGCUAACUCAAAUUCAGUAGAGAAUUCUACUCAUAAUUAUAUGGAUGAUGACAACAAUGUUCCAAGCAUGCAUCCUCCCUCACCAAAAGAAAAUAGCUUUGGAAAAUUGGAGAGAAUAAAUUCAAGAAACAUAUUUGAAGACUUGCUAGUAGAAAGUUCAACCAGUGGUGAAGAGGUUCAACAUCAGACUUGUCCAAUCAAUGAAGAUUCCAAAAAAGUGAAUGAUAAAUCAAUUUCACAACAAAGUGUGUUAAGUCUGAAAAAAGUCUGUACUUUAGGGGCCAGACAGUGUUCAAAAGAAAGCAACCAGAAGUUUAAGAAUACCAAAGACAACACCAAUUUAUCUGAUGAAGACCUACCUUCUGAUGUAGUCAACAAACAUGAUGAUUUGAUUCAUGUUACAAAUGAGACAGACAACCCAGUACUAGUAACAAAUGAGGAAGGAACCACAGAAGCAAUAGACAAAGAAGUUGAAAAGGAGGAUAGAACAAAUGAAGAGAUUGGCAGCAAAGAAAAGGAAAAGGAAGGAGUAAUUAAAGUAACUGAUAGCCAAGAAAAAAUGGAGGAUGGGACUACAAUGGAAACAGACAACCAAGAAAGAAAAGAGGGAGAAACUUUAGACAGUACAAAUAACUUACAGGAGAGGGAGGAAGGAACAUCAGAAAAUUCAAAUGAUCUAGAAGAAGAGAAGGAAGGUAGUAAAGAAGAAACAGAGAUCCAAGUUAGGAUGUUGGAUGAAGCUUCUUCAGAGACAAUGAACCAAGUUGGGAAGGAAAAUGGAUCUACCAAAGAGAGAGACAAGCAAGAAGUGAAGGAAGAAGAAACUGUAGAGACUAGCAAGAUACUUUCUGCUUCUGAGGAAACAUCAAAUGAGACACCUAAAAAGUCUUCCUCUAAACAAGUCAAUAAUGACAAUACUGAAGUAGAUUUAGAAAAACAGGAUAAAUUACCAGAAGAUACUGACAAUGAGGAUAAAAGAAACCAAUCUGACACCAUUGAAAAUGAAACAACACAUUCAGUUGGGGACAAAAUAAAAUUACUUGAGCAGAUUGAAGAUAAAACUACAAAACCAGAAAGUCAAAAUGAUACUGUAGAUCUAGAUUGUGAGGAAUCAGAAAACCUAGUGAUUGAUAUCCAAGAGAAUAGUUAUGAAUCAAAUGUAGAAAAUAGUGUAGGAAAAAAGAAUGUCGAUCUAAGUUCUGCAGAGGCAAAGGAAGAAAAAUAUAAUCAAUUAGGGAAAUUGAUAGAGGAAUCUAAGGAACAAAAAUUGCCUGAAGCUGUAGAUAUACAGGAGAAUACUGAUUCUAUACAUGGAGAAAAUCUUGUUCGGAAUUCUAAUGAUGUCAAUACUGAUGCUGUUAAGCAGAAAGAACCUGAGCGAAGGGAUAACCAAAGUGUUUUUGAGGAUGGUGUUGAAGAAAUACAAACUCUAUUACAAGAAUUUGUGAAUUCAUCAAGUAAACCUGUAGUCAUAUCAGACAAUAGCAAGGCAUCAUUGGCUGGAACUGAAUCACAGAUAGAUUCAUCACAAAAAGGAUCAACAACGGAAGCAGCCUGGUCUACAGUUGGAUUAGAUAGAUGUUCUUAUUGUCUGUUCACAACUGAUCAGAAGGAAUUGCUUGAAACCCAUAUGUCAUCUUGCUCAAGAAAAAAUACCAAAAAAGAAGAAAUUUUCCUGGUGUAUUCAAGUAACAACAAAUAUGGAUGCAAAAAUUGUCUUUUCAUGUCAGCUCAAAAAAAGAAAUUCGAAGAGCAUGUUGCCUUUCAUAUUCUUUCAGACCCUUACAUUUGUCUCACUUGUAUGGUCACAUAUGAUUCAAAGAAGGAAAUAGAAAAACAUGUUAAACAAGUACAUUCCAACAAAGUGGUGAAGUGUGGCUUAAGAGGAUCAAAGAAAAUUAACAAAAUUAUUGAAGAGCUGCAUAGUAAAAAGGAAGUAACCUUUAUUGGAAGAAAGGUUGAAAAGAAAGCAUUGUUGCCCAUGAUUGAUCAGAAGGAAAAACCUGCUCAAAACUUUUCCAUUACAACAGUAGGAUCUGAAGGGUCAUUACCAGUUACUGUUGAAGCAUAUAAUUCCAAAAUUGCAAAGAACAGACAGUUUAAAUUUGGACAGGAUAAUGGAUCUCAGAUAACCACUAAGCCCAACACAACUACCAUUUUAUCAGUUCCAAGUAUUCCUAAAUUUACACAGAGUGUAAGUUCAAUUCAACCAAAAACAUUUUCAGCACGUGCAAAUGCUCCUAUAUUUUCACUUGCAGGAUCAGUUUCCAGUUCAAGCAUGCCAGUAAUAGCGUCUUCAGUCCACCAAGCAGUUCUUGCUCAGCCACUAACAUUUCCUGGACAAGCAGCUGUCCAAGGUCCAGUCCUAUGUACUGUUAGUAGUCAGUCACAGCCAAUGAUUCUUGUUCCAGUUCAGCAAAUUCAAACAAGGGGCGUCCUUGCUGGACCAUUUCAGAUAAAAGCAGGACAAGCAGGGUCCCAAAUUUUGCCAGUCUCAAAGUCGCAGUUUGUUAAUAUCAGCCCAGCACCCCCAAAACCAAUUUCUGCAACUGCAGGCACCCAAGCUCAAAGAGUAAUUGUUGUUAAUACUGGAAGUUCAUUAACAACAAGUACUGCCCAAAUCAAUAGCAAUAACCAAUUAAGCCAAACCAGGAAUACCAUUCCAACAACCGUUAACAUGAUUGGCAUGCAACCUGUCAGUUUAAAAUUGAAGCAGCAAGUGGAUUCUUCAGCUGGGGAUGCUAAUGGAAAAUCUGCUAUUAUAAAACUUACAGUUAACCAUGGUGAGAGUGCAACAAAACCUGAAAAUCAGCUGAUCUUCAAAAAAACUGGAUCUGUAUAUUUUUGUCAUACAUGCAGUUACAAAUCAGAUUUUGAGGAAAACUUUGUAAAGCACAUAUGGGAGCAUAUGCACAUAAAAAAUAUGUGUGCAGUUCAAGAACAUCAAAUAUACAAGCAAAACGUGCAAUGCAAUAUUGUUACAAAAAUAAUGGAUAAUUUAAAAUGUGCAGCUGCUGAGGCCGAGAAAAAACAGAAAACACCAUUAGAAUCCAAAAAUACCAUACCAGAGCAGAUUGUCCUCAGUUCUGAUGAAGAGGAAGAUGUUUCAAAGCAACAGCCAGCUUCAGCAAGUAAUGAAGAAUUGGAUUUGAAUGCCAGUGCAAAUGAUCUUCAAAUUAGAAUAACAAGUACAUUCAGUUUGAGAGAAUCUGAUAAUUUUUCAGACUUUACAGCUACAGAAACAAAGGAUACAAAUGAGAGUGCAAAAUACAUUGAUGAUAUGAAUCCUGUAAUUGAAGGAAAAGAAAAUGAAAUGAUUCCAGAGAAAGAAAUGUUUAGGGAGCUAUCGCCUGAUAGAGAGAGCAAUGUAGGAGAAGUAGAAGAAAUUAAUGAUUUGGUAGCAGAAAAUAAAAAAGGCACUGAAUCUGAAAUUGCAGGCAAUAUUGCAUCUAGUGAGGAUAGCAACAGUAGAUUUGAAAAAUAUCCACAAUCUGUUUCUGAAAAUACUGAAUUGGACCUUAAUUUCUCUGAGGGAUCCACUUCUUCAAAUUUGAGAGAAAACAGUGAUUCAUCAAAUAAAAUAGAUGAACAGAGUGAUUCAUCUAAUGGAAAAGAUAAAGAAUCACCAAAGACUGAAGAAAACAAAGGAAUUUCUUUGAAAUUUUACCAGUGUGGAUUUGAGAGCUGUGGAUUUGCAGUGUCCACUUCAACUGAAUUUAGGGAGCAUAUUUCUCAUAUACAUUCAGGAGCAAAAGAAUUCAAAUGUGCACAUUGUGGUCAUAAAAGCUUCACGGAAGAAUGCCAUUUUCGACACAUAUCUUGCCAUGCAAAAAACCAAUCAGGAUUGUUGUUUAAAUGUGCAGACGGUUGCAAAUUUGCGUCAAAUAUCUUGAAACAUUUUAAUGAACACUUGGAAACGGUACAUCCAGCGUUGAAUUCAUAUAAGUGUUCCUCAUGUCAAGAGGUGUUUGAAAAAAUAAAUGGACUUAUUAACCACUGUGAAACUAACAAAUUGCAAUUUGUAUUGUGUCCUUAUUGUACCAUGCGUGAUCCAAAUAGAAGGGUUAUUUUGAAACAUAUUUCAACAUCUCAUCCAGGGAAACCAAGACAGAUAACUGUCACAGCACAACUUGUAUGCCAAGAAAGAGAAAUGAAUUCAUUCUUGGCCCCAAAAGCCAAAGCUGUCUCUCCUGGGCCAUUAUCAGAAGAGAGAAAGGGAUUACUGAAUAGAGUGGAUGACUUACCAGUUGAAUUGGACAAUAUUAAAGUUGAAAAGAACGACAGUAUUGAAGAGGAAAAUGUAACAAAUCAACAAAACGAAUCAGAAUAUCAUUGCUCAGAAAGAGAUAGUCCAUAUUUAGAUGUCGUUUCCAUUGCUGGAGACGGACAGACUAAUGAAAAAACGGGUUACAAACUUGGAAUUGGAGCAUUAAUACGAUGUAACAGGUGUUCUUAUCUUGCUGGAAGUAAUUUACUUUUAAAGAAACAUAGAGUCCAACAUGCCAGGGGGAAUGACAGAAGUAGGCCUUUCUGUUGUCCUGUCUGUCCUACUUCAAGUGAUUCAAUUAUGAAAUUUGAAAAACAUAUCAAUCUUCAUGAAGGUGACCAUGAAAUUAAAAUGUUUAUGUGUGAGCUGUGUAAUUACCAAACUAAUGUCUCUGACAAGAUCAAAUUUCAUCUUCAAAAAAGUCACAAAGGAUUUGACCCGAGACAAGGUUACAGAACUAGAAUGUUGAGAGUUUCGGUAACAGUGUACGCCUGUGAAAUUUGCCAGAACUUGUACAAGUCUAGAAAGGAAUAUGUAGCACACAUGUCAAAGCAUGGGGUGAAAGUGAAACCUCUUUCAAUUGACAAACAUCAUUGUGAUUGCUGUUCCUUUAGUUGUGACAAUUUGGCUAGCUUGAUUGAACACACAAGAAUACAUUUACUAGUUACAAAUUCAUCACCAGCUGAUGAAGUGAAACAACAGAAAGUCAAACAAUACUCUGGUCCAAAAAAACCAUUUUACAUUCCUCCAGGAAAUGUUUUCAAAGACUUCAUAUCAUGUAGCGAGUGUCCGUUUAAAACCAAAACAAGGCUUGACCUGUUGCGUCAUAUUAAAAGUCACCAACAUUUGGAGCCAAAAAUGAAAAAAAUGCAGAAAAAAGAUGCAAAUCCUCAAGAAAGAACAACAAGAGAACUUGUAAAAUUUCAGUUUGGAAAAAGAAAACAUUCCUCUGACAACGAAAGUAGUAAACGCAAAAGGGAGAUUAAUUCUGAAAGUGAAGAAGAAACUUAUGAUGACCAUGAUUUCCCAGUUCCAAAAAGAAAACAGGUGGCCAUGAAGUCUACAAGUGGAGCUAAAAGUAUUAAACAGUCACAUUCAUACUUUCUGGGUGGUGACAUUCUUCACAAAAAAUUACAACCUUGCUUUACAAAGGAGGAAGAUGAGCCGAUGUUCCAAUGUGUGAUGUGUAAAGAUGUGUUUGAGGACAAAUAUAGUCUUCACAAGCACAUUUUGGACCACAUGGAUGUUUCUUUUUACAAGUGCAGCUAUUGUGAAAAUGGAGAACUUGAAAUAUCUUCAAUGGUUUCACACAUACAGAAAAUGCAUCGCAAACCAAUAAAGCACACACGUGUUACAAUGGAAAUCAUAGAAGAUGAUAUCAAUAGAGCGAUUCAUGCAUUGAAAGCGAAGCAACAUUGGGGAGAACCUGACUCUUCUCUUCCGGAUAUAAAACCUAAUGUACUUGACCAGAAAGCUUUUUCUCCUUACGUUGAGCAGAACAUCAACUCUCCUACUGUCUUGACAAAUAUACAAAGUUCAAUCAUUCUGAAUCAACCAAAAUUGACAUCAACUCCAGAGAAAAACAAACUACCAGAGUGUGUCAUUCCUUUUGGUUCUAGCUACAAGUGCAUUGUUUGCAAUCAACAAGCUAUCCAGUCCUACAUUUUGGUCAGGCAUGCCAUGACACAUUGUUCCUUAAAAAGGUUUGUGUGUCCAUACUGUGACAAGCGGUCUCACUACAAAUCUGACGUAUGCAAGCACAUUCAUAUGAAACACAAAGGUAACAAAGUUUUUGUGGCAUACGACAAAACCAAUCUGGAAGUAGAUGCUCAGUAUAUUGCCCCUCCUAUUAAGGAACAAAUUUUGAAUGCCCCUGAUAAUGACUUGCAGAAUAAGUCUACAAUAAGAGAUGACGUUGAAGAAAAUGUUGAUGAUGUUAUAGUGAAAAGGGAACCUGAGACAGACACUCAAGUAAUUGAAGGUAGUGACAAAAAAGGGAAGAAGGUAGUUGUUGGAUUUAGAUCAGUAUACAAAUGUCUUCUUUGCAAAACAACGUUUAAAGGAAAAGGUAAAAUUUAUAAACACAUACGGGAAACAAAAUGUAAACGUCCUUUAUGGCGUUGUUCUGCUUGCAAAACAAGGAAGUUUAGAAGCGACAAAGAAAAAGUAAUCAAAGACCAUGUUAAGGAAGUACAUCAACUUGCCAAAGAUGCCAAACCUGUGCUUUGUGCUAUAAAUGGAAAAGUUCGAAAACAUACCUAUCCAAUAACAGUUCUUAAGAAUGCAGGAACAAAUGACACAAGGAACACUACUGAAUUCGGUAGUGAAGAGACAAUCAAAGAAAGAGAAUUGAGUGGGGCCAUUGCAACGGUUUUAAAAAAGGGUGAUUUAUGGAAAUGUUCAAACUGUCCAUACUUAACGAAUUCCCGAGCAAACUGCGUUCGCCAUACAUUCACCCAUUCUAUUUUUAAAAAAUUCGGUUGUCCAGUUUGUUCAUUUAGGGCAAAAUGUAGUCGAAGUAUCAAAAACCACUUGAGAAACUGUCAUCCACGGGAGAGAAUAAGAUUUAAGAUAUACACAGAAGUAAAUAACUCUCCCAAGAAACCUCUUGAAAGUCAGAAAGUCAAGGAGGAAAAAGUUGCCAUGACGCCUGAACAGUCUGUGUCUUUCCAGUGCUUUGAUUGUGGAUUGGUUUCUGAAAGGAAAUCAAGCAUGUCUAAGCAUAUAAAUGCUAAGUGCUGUACACCUCUGAAAGGUUGUUCUGAAUGUGAAUAUAUGACCAUUAAAAAGGAUGAAAUAGCAGAUCAUUUAAAACAAUGUCACAAAUCAGCAACAUCAACUGAUUUGCCUUUAAGUGAAAAAAUAAUAACAGUUAAUCCAAAUGAUGAACCAAAGUCACCGGUGAAGGCUGAGAAAAAGUCAAAACUAUUUUCGUUGAAAGUUAAGCCACUAAUCAAAUCCCCGAUAUCAAAACCCCUAUCAAAUGAAAUGAAAAUGUGGAGCGAGGAAAAUGAAGAACAAAGUAUAGACUGCCCUGAGUGCAAUGAAACUUUCUUUGAGUUAAGAACAUUUAGAGACCAUUUUGUAAACAAACACCAUGGCAAGAAGAUGUUAUGUGGGGAGUGCGAAGAAUAUGCUGCACAUCUUCCUUCUCUGAUAUUUAGGCAUGCAAGACUCUUUCACAACCAAACAAAAUUGGAAGAUAUCAAGAUCAAAGCUGUUUCACAGAAAACAAUUGAAGAAAAAGGACUUGAUCAGCGUUUAGUUAUUUUGUAUAGAUGUCCAAAAUGUGGGAAAAUCUCAAGAAGAUGUUCGCUUAAAAAACACAUUUACACCCAUUACAAUUACAAGCCGUAUCAGUGCAACCACUGUGUUUUCAAAUGCAGGAUACCAAAGAAUAUCAAAAGCCACAUUUCAAAAAUUCACCCAGGUAAACCUAUGACUGAUUUUACGUUUCGCAAGAACCUAAAACUGGAAAAAGAAAUAUCAGACAUUUUGGAGUCGAGCAGAUAUCAAACACUGUCAAGGAAAUCACAGCUGAAUGCAUCUUUGGGAAAGAAUCAAACAUCUACAUCUGAGAGAAUCGUACCAAGCAGGAAAAUGAAAAAAGAAGGACAUGAAUCGGAUGAAGAUGAGGAAGAAGAAAAGGAUGAUGAAGAGGAAGAGCCAGAAGAAGAAGAAGAAUCUGAGGAGGAAGAUGGAGAACCUCGGGGUGAUUUGAAGAAUAUGUUUAGUCCAUGUCACAAUUACAAGGUGGAAUUCGACGACCGUCGACAGAAAACUAUCUACAAAUGCAGCAUCUGUCCUUACCAAAGCACUGUGAACAAAACUAUGGUUACUCACUUUUAUCAUCAUGUACCACAUGUUUUCAAGUGUCCUUAUUGUGAUUUCCAAGGCUAUCCUAGAUCAAAAAUUGCAAACCAUAUAGUGAAGCUUCAUCCAGGCAAAGCUGUUCAUGUUGUUGAUUUAAGGCAACGUAUGGGAAAUUUGAAGUUUCGAAAUUAUGAAAUUAGGACACAUUCAUCUAAAUCCAAGCAGAAACCUAAGAAAAAUAUGCCUAACAUGGCAAGGGAAACACGUUGCUUAAAUGAAAGUCGGGCAACAGUUUUUCGCAAAAGAAAAAGAGAUCAAGAAGGAACAGAAGCAUCAAAAGAAUCAGGUAAACUUGUGUACAGCUGUAACUACUGUAAUCACAAGGCUAAUGGGCUGUAUCACUAUCGACAACAUUUGGCAAGCCAUAAUGGCUUCAAACAUCUUGUUCCAGGAACACAGAUAGAGUCGAGAUUGAAAUGCGGCUAUUGCUCUUAUCUUGCUGUCGAUGAUGAUGACUUCAAAUCUCACAUGGAAUAUCAUUUUGCAACACGCCCAUUUUCCUGUCCGUACUGCAACUUUUCACAGUAUAGGGCAAGUGGGAUAACAAAUCACAUCAAACGCUCUCAUCCAGGAAAAGCAGUUGACGUGGUUAAAGAAAGUGACAGUAGUUGUCAUAUCGGUCAUGAAUUUGAUGCUAAAGCAAUGAUUGUGGAUUUCGAACCAAACGUGAAACUUAUGGACAUUUUUGCAAUGGAUCCGGAGGACUUUGAAAAAUUGUUGAAUAAAUGCGAGGUGUGUGUAAUUGAUUUAAAUUACAUACCAGACGAAAAGUUCGAUGCAGUAUCAAAAACACUUGGGUUGGAAAACGAAGAAAGAAAUGUUGAUGAUGAACUUGAACCAAGUGCUAAAAAAGUGAAGAGAGAAAAUGUAUGUGAAGAUAAACAACAAUUAGACGAGUCUGAAGAUUUGGAAACCAUGAUAGCUAAUGGCGAACUGAAAAUAGAAGAAAACCAAAAAUAUGAUGAUGUGAGUGACGAUGACCUUGAUUGAUCUAGAACUAUAAUGAACUUUCAUAGUUGUAGUAAAUUUGAGGUAUCAGUUACAUGGUGAGAACAGGUUGACGUAAUAAACUGCUUAAGUAAAAGGUGCCUCUAAAGCUCCAAUUCAUAUAAAUUGUGCUACGAAAAUGAGCUACAGUAGGUGAUUCUUUUUUAUACCAGUAGAUGUGUUAUUGUUGACCAUGGUGUCCACAAACAACUGUUCAUAUUCAAUAUCAAUUUGGUGCUGUAAACCUCAAUGUAGUAUUAGUAAUGUUGUUUUGUUUUUUAAAUAAUUAGUUGUAAUUGAAUGUAACAUUUAAAUGUAUGUCCAUUUUUAUCUUCUUCAAUAUAUUUGAUUAAACGAACUUAUCUGCUGUUAAACAUAUUUCACAGAAAGCAAUCGAAGUAAUUUAGCCUAGAAUGCAUAUAGGGUUGAAACUCAUUUUAGUAAAUAAAACUGCCGUUUCAAUCUUCAAAAAUCUCGGAAUUCAAGUCAAAGUAUCGAUUAUAUGUACAAUAUUUUACAAACUUUAUUACAUGCAUAUGUAUCGUGCAACUGAUCUUUUAAUUGACAGCGAUGUUGAAUGUCAUAAAAUUGCUUGGUUCUAUA
Magallana angulata is the source of this 9897-nucleotide messenger RNA. RefSeq lists its product as uncharacterized. Gene Ontology annotation, biological process: regulation of transcription by RNA polymerase II. The transcript is spliced from 6 exons. Gene Ontology annotation, cellular component: nucleus. Gene Ontology annotation, molecular function: DNA-binding transcription factor activity, RNA polymerase II-specific; RNA polymerase II transcription regulatory region sequence-specific DNA binding. The record is from RefSeq and is a predicted model, not a curated record. Bases 106 to 9297 code for a protein of 3063 amino acids. NCBI's taxonomy places the organism in Eukaryota, Metazoa, Mollusca, Bivalvia, Ostreida, Ostreidae.